AUGCCGGAAGUUACCAACAACAAACCUCUGCGCAUCUCCAUUGAUCGCGGAGGAACCUUCACCGAUUGUAUUUGCAAAGUGACAAAUGGAGAAGACAUCUUGGUGAAGAUCUUAUCCGUUGACCCAAAGAACUACGAUGACGCGCCGACCGAGGCGAUUCGACGCGUUUUGGAGAUACACUAUAAAAUUGCACUUCCACGGGGCUCUGAAUUAGACCUCAAGGACGUUGAAUGGAUACGCAUGGGUACUACGGUUGCAACCAAUGCGCUACUCGAGCGCAAAGGUGAGCGCACAGCCUUGCUCGUCACGGAAGGUUUCAAAGAUAUCUUGUAUAUUGGAAACCAAAGCCGACCAUAUAUGUUCGAUUUGUCAAUCCGCCGAUCAAAACCGCUAUACUCAGAUGUCUUUGAAGUAAAAGAGCGCGUUACGGUUGGGGCAUGCAGCGACUCAAACCUCCGCGCUGUGAAGCUGCUUUCUCCCGAGCCAGCCGAGUCGAUCGUUACUGCUUCUGGCGAAGUUGUUCAUGUACUUCAGUCCAUCGACUUGACAAGUACUCGGGAUUAUCUGCAAGAUAUCUAUAACAAGGGUUUCCGCUCGUUGGCAGUGUGCCUGAUGCAUUCCUAUAUCUUCCCAGCGCAUGAGUUGCAGAUCGGUGAAUUGGCAUCGGAGAUUGGAUUCAAAUACAUCUCUCUUUCACAUCAAACAUCUCCUCGGCCAAAGCUAGUGCCCCGUGGAAAUUCGACAGUCGUCGACGCAUACCUGACUCCGAAUAUUGAACAAUACCUAGCGCAAUUCUUGAAGAAUUUCCCCAACAUCGAACAGUCUGGAACUCGACUGGAGUUCAUGCAGUCUGACGGUGGGCUGGUACCCUCCUCCAAGCUCUCGGGGUUGCACUCCAUCCUCUCUGGUCCGGCGGGAGGUGUCAUAGGAUUCUCACAAACAUCUUUCGACACACAAGAGCAGACCCCUGUGAUUGGAUUUGAUAUGGGAGGUACUAGCACCGACGUCAGUCGAUACAACGGUGACCUCGAUCACAUAUUCGAAACAACGACUGCGGGCAUCGCGAUCCAAGCGCCACAACUCAACGUGAAUACCAUAGCAGCGGGCGGAGGAAGCAUACUGGCUUGGAAAGACGGUCUCAUGGCUGUUGGCCCGGAGAGUGCCACCUCCAAUCCUGGGCCGGCCUGUUACCGUCAAGGAGGCCCUUUGACUGUGACCGAUGCCAACCUAGCGCUGGGACGGUUACUCCCAGAAGAAUUUCCUUCGGUAUUUGGUGUCAAUGAAGACGAACCGUUGGACAGGGAGAUUGUUCUUGCAAAGUUCAAGGAUCUCACCCAGAGUAUAAACGCAGAGACAGGCAAAUCGUUGACUUGGGCUGAGGUUGCAGAUGGUUUCCUUCAAGUCGCCAAUUCCGCAAUGUGCGGGCCCAUUCGGAGUCUGACUGAGGCCAAAGGUCAUGAUGUUGCAAAGCAUCACCUUGCAUCAUUUGGUGGCGCAGGUGGUCAACAUGCCUGUGCUAUCGCCGAAGCCCUGGGUAUAAAGAAAGUCUUGAUUCACAAGUACUCUUCCAUCCUAUCCGCUUAUGGAAUUGGAUUGGCAGAUCUCGUGCACGAGGAAGAGCGGGUGUGCUCAAAAGCCUUUGACCACACUACGUCUCAAACAAUAUACGACGAUAUAGAAAUUCUUUCAGAGGUUGUUCGAAGCAAUGAGUCGAUGCAACCAUUCAACAAUGUUCAGAUCCGUCGUUUCAUGAAUAUGAGAUACGAUGGCAGCGAGACUGCAAUAAUGGUCUCCCUGCAUACCUCCAAAGAUCCUCGUGAAGACUUUAUCGCAGCCCAUCAUCAGCAAUUUGGAUUCACUCCUACCAAACGCGCUGUCUAUGUUGACACUAUUCGCGCUCGAGCAAUUGGGUCCAGUGUUUUCUCUGAGACCUCGGCCCCGUCUUUGAAUCUUCACCCCAAGUUGACCUCUGAACCAAUGGCCCCAGUUCCAAAAUCAUGGAAUUCGACUUACUUCAACCCAAUUGGAUGGGUAGACACACCGGUAUACCAUUUUGAAAAUUUGACGGAUGGACUUGAUAUCUCAGGACCUGCCCUUGUGAUCGAUAAGACCCAGACAAUCUUGGUUAGCCCACACUCGAAGGCGACAUUGGUGAAGGAUGUACUGGUCCUGGACGUGAGUUCCUCAGGCCCCAAAGUGGCGAGCGCAGAUGUCAUCGACCCAGUUCAGCUUUCCAUUUUCCGCCAUCGGUUCAUGGGCGUUGCAGAGCAAAUGGGACGCGUUCUUCAAAAUGUCAGCAUAAGUGCCAAUAUCAAAGAGCGACUUGAUUUCACGUGCGCGAUAUUCACACCUGAAGGAGAUCUGGUUGCCAACGCACCCCAUGUACCCGCCAUGAUUGGUAGUAUGGCUUUUGCAGUCAGAUCUCAAAUUGCCGAGUGGCAGGGCAAGCUACAGGAUGGUGAUGUCUUGCUCUCUAAUACACCUGCUUUUGGGGGUGUACAUCUUCCGGAUCUCACAGUCAUUACACCUGUCUUUGACUCUGAUGGAAAAGAUAUCAUAUUCUGGGCUGCUUCUCGCGGUCACCACGCCGACGUCGGGGGCAUACUCCCUGGCUCAAUGCCACCCUUGUCAAAGCUUCUCUCCGAAGAGGGCGCAGUCUUCGACUCAUAUUUGCUGGUGCGUGCUGGUCAUUUCGAUGAGGAAGAGCUCCAUCGCAUGCUGUGCGUUGUUCCUGCAGAGUUCCCAGGAUCCAGUGGAUCCCGAUGCUUCCAGGAUAAUGUCACAGAUCUCAAAGCACAGGUUGCUGCAAACCACUGUGGUAUCCGACUUGUGCGGCAGCUCAUUGAGGAGUAUUCCAUGGACGUCGUUCAAAUGUAUAUGCGCGCAAUUCAAGACUCAGCAGAACUGGCAGUGCGAAAUCUUCUGAAGCGUAUUUCUCAAGAUCACAACGGAGAGGAGAUAUCAGCGGUCGACUACAUGGAUGACGGAACUCCGAUCAUGCUCAAAGUGACCAUUGACCCAUCAGAUGGUUCCGCCAUCUUUGACUUCACAGGAACUGGCCCAGAAGUUUAUGGAAAUUGGAAUGCCCCAAUCGCGAUUUGCAAUUCAGCGGUGAUCUUCGCUUUGCGCUGUAUGGUCAACUCUGACAUUCCUCUCAACCAAGGUUGUAUCAAACCCGUACAGCUCAUCAUCCCCGACAGGUCACUGUUGCGACCAAGCUUCGAAGCUGCAGUAUGUGCGGGUAAUGUAUUGACCUCGCAACGGAUAGUCGACAUUAUCUUCAAGAGCUUCAAGAUUUGUGCUGCUAGCCAAGGGUGCAUGAAUAACUUCACCUUUGGAAACGACGGAGAGAACGGCUUCGGAUACUACGAAACCAUCGCUGGUGGGAGUGGCGGAGGCCCCACCUGGGCUGGUACAAGCGGCGUCCAUACCAACAUGACCAAUACUCGCAUCACCGACCCUGAAUCACUCGAGCGUCGCUACCCUGUUAUUCUGCGUCGUUUCUGUCUUCGCGAUGGUAGUGGCGGCGCUGGCAUGUAUCCGGGAGGAGAAGGUGUGAUCAGAGAUGUUGAGCUGCGGCUGCCGAUGUCUGUGUCUAUUCUUUCCGAGCGCCGUAGCUUUUCGCCGUACGGAAUGGCAGGAGGUGCGGACGGCAAGCGUGGGAAGAAUACUUGGGUCACCAAGGCUGGCCGGCAUAUCUCCGUUGGUGGAAAAAACUCAAUCCGUGUUCAGCCUGGGGACAGGUUCGUCAUUGAGACUCCUGGUGGCGGUGGAUACGGAGCCCCUGGGGAGAUGGAGAGUCACAUCGUGGAUCAAUCAACGAUUAUGCCGUCGUUUGUUCCUAUCGCCAACGGCAGUUUGGCCGCUAAUCGGAGUUUGGCAGAGGAGGUUUAG
Messenger RNA from Penicillium brevicompactum, 3894 nucleotides. Its product is annotated as Hydantoinaseoxoprolinase N-terminal. Gene Ontology annotation, biological process: glutathione metabolic process. NCBI's taxonomy places the organism in Eukaryota, Fungi, Ascomycota, Eurotiomycetes, Eurotiales, Aspergillaceae. Gene Ontology annotation, molecular function: 5-oxoprolinase (ATP-hydrolyzing) activity. The record is from RefSeq and is a predicted model, not a curated record. Bases 1 to 3894 code for a protein of 1297 amino acids. Gene Ontology annotation, cellular component: cytosol. The transcript is spliced from 8 exons.